Messenger RNA from Heterostelium album PN500, 639 nucleotides. RefSeq lists its product as uncharacterized. NCBI's taxonomy places the organism in Eukaryota, Evosea, Eumycetozoa, Acytosteliales, Acytosteliaceae. The record is from RefSeq and is a predicted model, not a curated record. The coding region runs from base 1 to 639 and encodes 212 amino acids. The transcript has 2 exons.
AUGAUUCAAGAGUAUGAAAAUAAUAAUAAUCCAAACUCAAUAGAUUACGAAGGCUAUUUUGAAAUGCUGAAGGAAAAUAAAGAUCUUAAAAUUCAACAAGAAAACAAUAAUCUUUAUGAGAAUCAACCAUCAUCAUCAUCAUCAUCAACAAGGAAUGAAAAUACAAUCUCUCAACAAGCAAUAAUAUUAUCAAUUCCUAUCAACAAAACAAUUUGUAUCGACACUAACCAAUAUGUGAAUGAAAACUCUUUCGAUAAUAAUACUCCUACGGAUAGUAUUCCAAAAGAAAAGAAUACGAGGUCCGAUGAAAUCACUUUGCAGAUUUCAGACUUGUUUAUGACUCAACAGAGUGUCUGCUUAAAAUAUAAUCUACCAAAUUCUUCGAAACUAAGUAAGAGAUUCCUUAGAUAUACUUGGGGCAGAUAUAGAACGAUAAAGAAUACCAGUAGUGACCGAAAAUACCAACAGAAAACCAAAAAGCUAUGUAAAUGUCUAAAGAAAAUGUUAGAUUCUAAAAUAGUUUGGCCAUAUAGAUUGGUAACGACAAGUGAAAAGACUCUUAAAAAAAGACUCAACGUUUCUAUAGAAUCUCUUCAAAGAUAUUGGUUGAUUAUUUAUUCAGGUCCAAUAGUAAUUUAA